GACCAUACUAUACCUAUACCCUCAAUUCAUGGCACGAGAAACCACUCCACUCCUCGAAAAUGGCGGCCCACCAGCUACAGGGAACAGGGUGGCCGAAGAGACCCUCACAUUGGUCCGUUCGUCAACCUCGCUGGUUCUAGUGUCCUACCUUCAAUUUUCUCUUCCCUUUGCGGGGCUCCUCUUUGUGGGUCGACUCGGGAUCGACGAGCUCGGGGCUGUCAGCCUCGGGGCUAGUAUCACCAACAUCACCGCAUACGGGGUCUAUCAAGGGCUGUGUUCCGGACUGGACACCCUCGGGGCCCUCGCCUACGGGCUGCGGCGGUGGGAUCUGGCCACCCUGUAUCUAAAGAUGACGCUCAUGCUUCUGACGAUCGUGAGCUGCCCGGUAGGCCUGGGAUGGUGGCAUAGUCAAUCCAUCUUGCGGACGAUGGUGUCGCCGAAAAUCGCCGCUCUCACCUCGCAGUACCUCCGGGUGUCGUUGCUGAGCCUACCGGGCCAUGCAGGAUUCGAGGCCGGCAAGCGCUUCCUGCAGAGCCAGGGGACCUUCCACCCGCCAAUUGUGGUCCUCUGUUGCGCGGUCCCGGUCAAUCUCGCGUUGCAUUGGUGGUUUGUCUAUCGGCUGAAGUGGGGAUUUGUCGGGGCGCCGGUCUCUGCAGCUCUGUCGGACACCAUGCUUGGGGCCGGUCUUCUGGCCCAUGCCACAUACCUCCGUCCAAUCAGCCGAUGUUCCCAUGACGACGAUGACUCCGCCUCUUCGUCAUCGUCUCCAAAUUCAUUGCUCCGCGCGGGGGCACAUUGGCCGAGGCUACUCCGCCUCGCGCUGCCGGGCUCGAUCACGGUGCUGGCGGAGUAUCUGACAUUCGAGCUGCUGACGGUCGGGGCGGGGAAGCUGGAUGCGACGCGGCUGGCGGCGCAGAGCGUGCUCAAUGGGACGGUGGCUAUGACGCUGCAGCUCACCUUUGCGAUUGCGAGCGCGACGACGCUGCGUGUGGCGACGCUGAUGGGCCAGAAUCGCCCGCGUCGUGCCCAGCUGCACAUGCGCGUCGCGCUGACGACCGCGGUCGUAGUGGGACUGCUCAACCUCAGCGUGCUCCUGACGGGGCGGUACUGGAUCUCCCGGCAGUUGUGCACCUCGGUCGAGGUGCAGACCCUGGUGGUGCAGACCAUGCCCUUCUGCGCGCUCCUGCAGAUCGUCUAUGCUACCGCGGAGUGGGCCAAUGGGGUGAUGAAGGGGCUCCAGAUGCAGCAGACUGCCGGAGUUCUGUCUCUGGUCUGUCACUAUACAGUGAGCUAG
This is a messenger RNA of Aspergillus aculeatinus CBS 121060, 1294 nucleotides long. RefSeq names its product mate-domain-containing protein. The transcript has a single exon. Gene Ontology annotation, biological process: transmembrane transport. Gene Ontology annotation, cellular component: membrane. NCBI's taxonomy places the organism in Eukaryota, Fungi, Ascomycota, Eurotiomycetes, Eurotiales, Aspergillaceae. The record is from RefSeq and is a predicted model, not a curated record. The coding region runs from base 29 to 1294 and encodes 421 amino acids. Gene Ontology annotation, molecular function: xenobiotic transmembrane transporter activity; antiporter activity.